Molecule: messenger RNA, 537 nt
Organism: Ilex paraguariensis (yerba mate)
Lineage: Eukaryota; Viridiplantae; Streptophyta; Magnoliopsida; Aquifoliales; Aquifoliaceae
Source: the annotation of a GenBank genome assembly
AUGGGAGAAAUUGGUGGGGUUCCGUUUGAUGUGAAGCAGUUGUCCACAAAGUAUUCGCAUGCUCAGGUAGGCACAUUAGAAGCAUUAGUGUUGUGUAGAUCUGCUGCAACUUCGGAUAAUGGAGCAACUUCACACACCGUCUCUCUUAAGAAAAUUGUCUCUGUUUCUCUCUCGAUUAUUUUUAUUCUUGUUCAUGCUCCGAUUCAUUCUCUUUGCUCUCUCUCUCUCUCUCUCUCUGUGUGUGCCACACACAACAUACCCAAUAAUGCACUACAUGCAUUAAAACCCACCACUUCUCUCAAUAACUCCCUCUCUCUAUGCAAACAACACACAAUUACACAUGAACACACCAAUAGUCCACCGCCUGACCAUCACCUACAACCCAAUACAAUUAAUUGUCAUCACCAAUGCACAAAAAUUCAACCCAAUUCAAACUCAAAUCACCUCCCACAUAUGGAACAAAAUCAAAAUGGAAACCAUAACAUCAAAUCCAAAUCUAACACGAAUCAAAAUCAAAAUCACGACCAUAGAAACUAA